Messenger RNA from Amphimedon queenslandica, 2850 nucleotides. RefSeq names its product adhesion G protein-coupled receptor B3-like. Bases 167 to 2644 code for a protein of 825 amino acids. Gene Ontology annotation, molecular function: G protein-coupled receptor activity. The record is from RefSeq and is a predicted model, not a curated record. Lineage: Eukaryota; Metazoa; Porifera; Demospongiae; Haplosclerida; Niphatidae. The transcript is spliced from 21 exons. Gene Ontology annotation, cellular component: plasma membrane. Gene Ontology annotation, biological process: G protein-coupled receptor signaling pathway; cell surface receptor signaling pathway.
UCUUUAAUAUGUUUUAUGUACUUUAAUUAUAUCUACAUGUACAUGUGUAGCAUAUUUUGUGUAUUUAAUAAAAUGCAUUGAAGGACCACCUCAACAACAGAGCUCCACCUUUUAGAAUCACUAAACAGUUUAUUUUAAAGUGCUGGCCGGUCUACUCUUGGGAGAGAUGAUUAUGGAUCCCUCUGCUAUUAACCGCCUUACAUCAUUCUCCGUGAUUCUCCUUGGCCUCCUUAUUCCGUUCUUGUUGCUUGAUUCCACUGUGGGACUCGAGGCAUGCAGCUCAAAGCGACCUGAUUUUACUCUGCAAGCCCCAUUUCACAGUGGCUGUACAGGGCUGGAACUGCCUAACUGCAUUAGGACUUCAAUACAAAGCUGUAGAUCUAAUGGAAGCUGCCUUGUACAAAAGACAUUAAAUAUAACCCGCAUGAUGAGUCUACAAGUAGGAAGAAAGUACUUGCUUGAAACAUUUGUAGAAAAUGUUAUUAAUCUGACAAAAAGGCCUGAGAAUAUGAAUAAGAAUAUAAGGACUGGUAUCAUGAGAGAAUACACAUACGUUUGUCAUAAGGUUUUUAAUGAAAGUCUGCAGGAUUGUUUUGCCGAAUUUAUUGCUGUUUGUCUCGAUUUACCCAGUCAUAGAUCUCCAUCACCAUGUAUCAAUUUAUUGUACAAUCACUGCCUAAACCGUACAAAAGAUUGCAGGGAAGCAGUCGAAAAUGAAAUAGAAGAGAUAAUAGAAGAAGAAUGCGAUGAAGAUUACGAUGAUUGUGAAGAGCUAAUUGAUGAUACAUUCAAUAAUCAGUUUAGAUUCAAUUCAAUGAAAAGGAUAGGCACUGCACUUCGGGUCAGCAGUAAUUCGAAAACAAAAAAUGCAACAAGGCUAUUUGAAAAGAGAAGGAAAGUCAUCAGAGAGUUGGUUGGAAAUAUCAAUAAUGUUUCUAGUAUCAUGGACCAAGAAGAUGUACAAAUUCUAUAUGAAGUGAUGGAUUCAUCUUUCAAUAUUAGUCAUGUCUCAUCACUUUCACUUUCACUAUCAGAUAAAAUUGGUCCCAUGCUACUGACAAAUCUUAAAGAAAUGAACAUUGUUUUUGGUAAAGCUAUACUCAGUGGUGGAGGAAGAAUUAAAAAUGACUAUAAGUUUAAUGGAAAUAAUUUAGGUGUGUCAUUUAAAAUCACUGAUGACAAUGACAAUUCCUUUGAACACUCAUCAGAUGAAGGAUUGUCCGUGAAAAUAAAUUUGCCCAGGACUGCACUGUGUCAAUCAAUGGGUAUGAAAAUGAAUAAAAGAAAUAAUAAAAAAGAUGAUGAUGAUGAUGAAGAAGAUUAUGAUGAAGAUGUACCUGAUAGAUACAGCAACUGCUUUACUCCUCAAUUCCCAUCUAACUGCAGAUAUGUUAUCAUGUCAUCAAUUACACAAAACAUUGAUACUUUAUUUGAAGAGAUAUCCAAUAGAACUCUGCUCAGUAUUAUUUCAUCAAUCCAAGUAGUUUCAAAUGAUACCACAGAUGUUAAUGGCAUGUUUGAUUUGUAUGAAAAUAUCAGCAUUACUUUUAAUGUCAGCAAAUUCAACAAUACUAACCCAAUGUGUCACUAUUGGAACCCAUCAUUGCAGAACUGGUCCACUGAUGGCAUGACAACAACAAUGCUAUCCAGUUCUCAAGUAUUGUGUACUAGCAACCACUUGACUAGUUUUGCUGUACUGGUUGAUCACUCUGGUGUUACUAGUGAGAAUGAUGAUCCUUCCAUUAGUCCUGCAGAGCAAAUUGGUUUUCAAGUUGUUGGGUACAUUGGUUGUAUCAUUUCAAUCAUUGCUUUAUUGUUUGCCAUUGUCCUCCUUGCUCUGCUAAGAAAGCAGCUCCAGAAAGGUCCACUGUUGUACGUGCACAUUAACUUGUCACUUGCUUUACUGUUAGCAUUACUGGUGUUUGUUUUUGGGAUUGAAUUGCCAAGAUCUAUACCAUGGCUGUGUUCAGUUUUGGCUGGAUCACUGCACUAUUUGUUCCUGUGUGUAUUCUGUUGGUCAUUAGCUGAAGGGAUUAUGCUGUAUAUAUUGAUAGUAAGAGUGUAUGGAUCACUAGCUGACAGAUGGUAUCUAUUACUACCUCUUGGAUGGGGUCUACCUAUUAUCAUUGUUGGUAUAUCUACUGGAAUAAAGCAUGAUCUUUAUGGUACUAAUGAUUAUUGUUGGCUAUCAACCAGUAAAGGAAUGAUAUGGUCAUUCAUUGGACCAAUGCUGUUCAUCAUAAUAAUUAACAUUAUUCUCCUUGCAAUGACCAUCUAUCAGAUAAUGCAUUCAAAAUCUUUUAAAGCUGCAACAGGAGCUGAUCCUAACCUAAAGAAAAUUGAUUUAGUCAAAACUGGUCUGAAAGGCGUCCUGGUAUUAUCACCAUUGCUAGGCAUAACGUGGGUCAUUGGGAUAUUUGCUUUCAGUCAACAAACUACAAUUUUCCUUUGGCUUUUCACAAUAUUGAAUUCAUUACAAGGAUUAACCAUCUUGUACAUGCAUGUUUUAAGAAAUAAAUUUAUAAGUGAUUGGGUGAAGAAGAAACUGUCCCACUGCUUAAGAAGAACAAAGGAGAAGUCUCUCUCUAGCAAUUCAACUAAUGAAACAUUUAUGAAGAAUUCAAGCAUUGAGUCUAAAGCUUAAAAAAUGAACUUAAUUUGCUUGUGUAAAAUAGUUGGCUGUCACUAUAUUCAUCAUGUUCCUACAUACAGAGCUUCAUCUGACAUUCAUACGAUUUUUAUUGUUUUAUAUUAUUUUUUUACAUCAAAAAAAACACGCAAGACAAAAAUUUAGACACAAUCAUAUUUUGUUUUUUACAGCAAAGCAUACGAAAUCACACUUUAUAAAUU